Molecule: messenger RNA, 1041 nt
Organism: Cynocephalus volans (Philippine flying lemur)
Lineage: Eukaryota; Metazoa; Chordata; Mammalia; Dermoptera; Cynocephalidae
Gene: CALHM3
Product: calcium homeostasis modulator 3
Exons: 3
Coding region: 1-1035 (344 amino acids)
Cellular component (GO): plasma membrane
Molecular function (GO): monoatomic cation channel activity
Source: RefSeq, a predicted model, not a curated record
AUGGAUAAAUUCCGCCUGCUCUUCCAGCACUUCCAGUCCAGCUCGGAGUCGGUGAUGAAUGGCAUCUGCCUGCUGCUGGCCGCGGUCACCGUCAAGCUGUACUCCUCCUUUGACUUCAACUGCCCCUGCCUGGCGCGCUACAAUGCCCUCUACGGCCUGGGCCUGCUGCUCACGCCCCCGCUCGCGCUGUUCCUCUGCGGCCUCCUUGCCAACAGGCAGUCCGUGGUGAUGGUGGAGGAGUGGCGCCGGCCCUUGGGGCACCGGAGGAAGGACCCAGGCAUCACCAGGUACAUGUGUUCCUCUGUGCUGCAGAGAGCGCUGGCUGCGCCCCUGGUCUGGAUCCUGCUGGCCCUCCUAGACGGGAAGUGCUUCGUGUGUGCCUUCAGCAGCUCCGUGGACCCCGAAAAGUUUCUGGACUUUGCCAACAUGACUCCCAGCCAGGUACAGCUUUUCCUGGCCAAGGUGCCCUGCAAGGAAGAUGAGCUGGUCAGGGACAGCCCUGCUCGAAAGGCAGUAUCUCGCUACCUGCGGUGCCUGUCACAGGCCAUCGGAUGGAGUAUCACUCUGCUGCUGAUUGUUGUGGCCUUCCUGGCCCGCUGCCUGAGGCCCUGCUUUGACCAAACAGUCUUCCUGCAGCGCAGAUACUGGAGCAACUACGUGGAUCUGGAGCAGAAGCUCUUUGAUGAGACGUGCUGUGAGCAUGCGCGGGACUUCGCGCACCGCUGCGUCCUGCACUUCUUCGCCAACAUGCAGAGCGAGCUGCGGGCUCGAGGGCUGCGUAGGGACUCAGUGGCCAGGAGCCCUGAGCCUCCAGAGAUGCCUGAGCCCCCUGAGGGCCUGGACAGCAGAAGCAGAAAGGCCUACCUACGCGCAGUCUGUAGCCGGGAACAGGUGGACCACCUCCUGAACACCUGGUACAACAGCAAACCUCCGCUGGACCUUGCAGCAUCCCCCAGGCUCUGGGGGAGUGGCCUCAGCCACCGUGCCCCCAUGGUAGCCCCAGGUACUAGGCUGUCCCAGUACACCGAUGUGUAGGGACCU